Messenger RNA from Dendroctonus ponderosae (mountain pine beetle), 925 nucleotides. RefSeq lists its product as uncharacterized. Bases 398 to 661 code for a protein of 87 amino acids. NCBI's taxonomy places the organism in Eukaryota, Metazoa, Arthropoda, Insecta, Coleoptera, Curculionidae. The transcript has 3 exons. The record is from RefSeq and is a predicted model, not a curated record.
GUAUUGUUCCACUCGUCAUCCCGAGACCCAUUCCAGGUAUGUUAUUAGAUUGCGUCUAAUUGAAACUAUUCCCGAAAUUAUGUGCUCUCGUUUUAGUUUCCCUUCGUCCCGAUCAAUAUCCAGCUUUAAAUAUAAUUAAUUUUCCUAGUCGUAUCUACUACCUGCCAUAAGCUGGAACCGAAUUAGCUACACUUCACGAUAGCUGACGGGUCUGUUUAAAUUGUAAUCGCGGUCGCAUACGUUGUUUACAGCUUUCCAUAUCGAUUUGAUUGUUCAAUAGAUCUAGAAGGUGGAUUUGAUCAAGUUAGAGGCCGGAUUAAUGGCUCAGCGGAUCUUUAUAGACGUGGCUUAAGCCCUAAGCAAUCGAACAUUUACCUUUACGUGCAAUAGAUCCCUAAUGGAAACACAAAGGAGAAAACAUGUUGAGAAGAUUAAGUUGCUACACAUAAAUUAUCCAGACUUAGUUCCUGUAUCAUCAACCGUUAUUCCAUUGCCCAUCUACAAGGUGAGUUCCGCUGGAUACAACAUUAAACCAUUAAAAGAAGACGAACUGAAUCAACGACCAAAAGGCCCUGUAUCACUGAUUACAGUUAACAGCAAAAAGCGAGUCAUUCCCCAAGAGAAAAAACCCACAGUGAAACAAGUGACGAAGAAACCAUAAAAAACUUAAACUGAUCGAAAAAUGAACACAAAAACUUUCAAGGUUCUGAAGUCGUUUGGCAACUAAUUGUGUACAAAAACAUUUAACAGUUGGAAAAAUGGAGCAAUUGCUUCCGAAGCGACAAACACUUCAACCAAAAAAAAAAAGAAAGUUACCACUAACCAAUUACCUGAAUUUAACGUACCUUAUUGUUCAUACGAUGUACUUUUGAAUUGCAUUCUAAUCCCGAUCUAAUUUGUUAAAUAAAUAUUUUGUUCAUAAUAA